UGCGCUCGCGGCAAUUUGUUUUUUAUCUAGUUCCUUAGUUGAUGUGCCUGCAAGAGCAAAGAUUUCCAUUAAUUUUUCGUCUGUAAGUCCCAUUUUUUAGUCUCACAGAUUGAUUUGAAAUGGCACAAGUAAAGGUGACCAGUUAUUACACUCGUCGGAAACGAAUUGACGAUUCCCAACCACCCAAAAGACGGAAACUUCAGCUCAGUACAUCCUGCCAAGAGACGGACAAGACAGAUUCGGGACUCGAACAAUCCGACGUGAAGUUACACUUGAAAGCAGGCCUAGAUGCCUUCACCAAACAGGUACUUCCGCAAGUUGAUCGAGCAGUAUUGCUAGAAGAUACAGUUUUGCAGUGUUCGAAGGGCAUUGCUUCCACGGGGCGGCCCAAAUCUGCCAGAAAAUCCCGUGCAAGUGCGACAAGAAACUCAAAGAAGAAGGGACCCUUAGACAAACAUUUAGCAUGUUUAGAGAGGGUUACUUGCAGUCCACAACCCUCAACUGAGGUAAAAACUGACUUCAGCGUCAGCGGUUCGAUUCAAAUUGCAGAAUUUGUUAAACAUCACUCUCCCCCGUCAACACCAACAAAGCGGUCUCAGCAGAUUCUCGAAGCACCCAGCAGAAAGAAGAGAUGUAGAAUUGGAAGCACCGAUGUCACUAUGGUAACAGACGACUCUCUGGGCCAGAUGACCAGCACGACUGAAUCGUCCAGAGUAUCCCGUAGAAAAGUCCGUGCAGCCGGACGACAGGUAUCAAAAAGGACGAAUGAAGGAAGAUCAGCCAAGAAAAGACUGGAGGCAUCAUUGCAACAGUUUGCAAAAUUUGAGGAAUCAGAUACCAUCACCAGACCUUCAAAAGACAUAUUUUCAACCAAAGAGGGCGUAGCUUCACCCCAUCUCUGCUACAAGGACAAUUCAAAUGGAAUCACUGCCAUCCAGUGCGAGUCACAUCAAACAAGUGCUACAUUUACCAAGACGACACCUGCUAAACCAGAGGUGACCACAUGCUCAGCGGGCCCAAGCCAGGCCGCCAACCCACAAGACGGGAUGCUGCAGGCAUUUAUUGAGAGGACAAGUCGGUCUGUGGCAUCUGCCGAUGUCAAGGGGUCAAAGGUUAAUGAAAGGUUGAGAGAUCGGAUACACGAAGCAGUUGAGGAUGUUGGGAGCAGCCCCUUAAACACAGCUGUGGAAGGCGGCAGAAGUAAUUUUGACGGAAAACAAAAGACUAAGUUGACGCCAGCCGCGAUGAAGGAGCGUCUGUCACAAUCCUGCAAGCUGAGCGACCUGCAAGCCAGACUAGCCCAAGUGAAGCAGUGUGCUGACCGGGCCAAGAACAUCCCAAAGCCUGCUCCGUCAGUCAACAGUGACGUCACUGCUGGAACCAGUAAACCUGCAGCAGGCAAAAUUAGGAUGGAGGAGCCAGCAGUGCCCGCCUACCAGAAGUACCACGCCCUUGCCAGCUCGGCCCCGCCCACCCUCAUUCUGCCCUACAAGUACAAAUGUCUGGAGGAGAUGUUCCGCAGCACGGACACCGUGGUCAGCAUGCUGCACAACCGGUCGGAGACGUGCGCCUUCCCCAAGCUUAAGCAAGCGGUGCAAGAAAUGUGCCGAAGGGCAUUUGAACACCAGCAUCUGGGCCAAAUCAAGACGGUCUAUCCCACCGCGUACUUUCUGAGGCAGGAGAAGGUUGGAAGAACAGGGGUCAACCAAAAGCCUAACUACGAGUUGGUCCUAGAGGCUAAUACAGGAUCAGGAGUUGGAACAUCAGCUGGUCAAGAAAGCAGUGAACCCAUAAGGAACAUUUCCCAUAGCAACGCCGUGUCCAAGCUCAUCAGCAAGUUCACGCCUUCCAUGCUGAUUGCCAGACGCAGCAUCUUUCAUAACAACUUGGUAGAUAUUGUCAAGGAGCAUCACAAAGAAUUCUUGUCUAAGUUGGAGCGCCCUCUGUCUGUGCCAAGCGACAAGCUGACCCGGUGGCAUCCCAAGUUUCCCUUGGACCAGAUACCUGACAUUGAGCCAGCCGCCUUGCCCAAACCCCCGCUGGUGGCAACUUACAGUACAGCCAAGGACGUUCUCGACAAGGCUCGCGUGAUGAUGAACCCUCGGGUUGCCAAGGCUCUUGAGGUUGUAGCUACAAAUUCAGCUCUCUUGAAAGCAGAGAAAGACAAACAGACGGCUGAGCAGCAGGCUGUCAACGUCAAGCGGGAACCUGAAGCCAACCAACAUAUAAAAGCAGUCAGUGGUGUCAGCCAGUCCCUGCUAGACAAGAUCCGGGCCAAGGAGGCACACAAUCUGACGGCCAUGAUGACUCGCAACCCAGCUGACCAGGAGAGAAUUGCCAUGCUAGAACGCCUGCCAGAACUCUGCCGCAUUCUCAGAGUAUUUUUCCUCUCGGAGAAGAAAGCUGCCCUACCCGUUGAAGCCGUCAUUCAAAAGUUAGCCGAUAGUUACCCGUCUGUGCUUUCUAAAGCUCAAGUUGAGAAGCAUGUUAGUCUCAUGGUGGAGGUCCUGCCGCAGUGGCUGAGCAAAGUCGUAGUGCGCAAGGAUCACUAUCUAAAGAUGGACAAAACCAAAGACAUGAGUCAGAUAAACGACAGGGUGAACCAACUGCUCAAGGAGAACAAACAGGUCAAGGGUUAAAGGUCAAAACAUCUGCAGAAGGGGCUGUAUGUGAGAAGAAUCACGGGCCCUAACAAAAUGGGUUGAUUUGGGGUCAUCAUCUAACUUAAAGUACACAUGAGGCCAGAUUUUGUUUGGAUGCGUCCAGUUUUUUGUCCAUGUUUUAAUAUGUGCAGGUUCAUUGUCUGUUGUAGGAGAAUUCUGUUAAUUAAGAGUUAUGGGGAGCUUUGUGUGACCUAAGAGUUCAUAUGUAAAAACUUUUAAAAGGGAUUCAACUCGACUAGAGGAGUUUGUUCUUGCAUUAUGUACGCACAGCACCCCAAAGAAUAUGAAAUUGAUGUCAUGAAGCUUUCACUGCGGAAAUGAAAACAAAAUUUGGUUUCCUGGACAGAUAUUUGCUCUACUUUGCAUCUGCUUUGUGGCCACACGUAAACUGGCCGCAGUACAAGUUCAAAUGCUUCUUUACUUGUUGGUGCUUAGCAAAGAACGCAAAAUAUUAAUUCAAGGGUUUUUGAUACAGAACUAUUGGAAAGUGGGAACAGUAUUCGUGUGAAAAAAUGUACUUUUAAUUUGUGUAAAAAGUAAACCUUUAAAUAGUCAGACUCAUGUAUUUUGUGAUAAACUUUAUAGCUGAAUGUAAACACGUGCCAAAACUUCUUUUGUUCGAUUUAGGCCUAUCUACAGGAAUUUGUGGUCUUUUUCUCAGAUUAUUUCAGGAAUGCCCUAAGAUGUUAUACAUGUACCGAUGUAUCUGCAGAUUGGUAUCAUGUUUAGCUGUGCACAUGUGCAGUUCCAUGUUAUGAAAAUCAAAAUGUGUCCUUUAGUUUUAAUCUUUUAACUUUGUGAAAAUGUGAAAGGAAAUCAGCUCGAAUUAUGUAAAGAAAGUUUUUUAAUUGCAAGAUUGUGAGAACCGUAGUAAACUAACUCCUUAUUAGUGAUGAUGGCAGAGUUGGCUUAACUCACAACCUUUUUGAAACUGUAUUAACCUCCCCAGCUCUCCCCUUUUAGCUUUAUUGACAUUGAAAUUUUGUUUGAUUGAACGUUGAUUGCUUUGAAAUGGUUGGUACUGUCAGGGAGGUAAAUCUACCUGCAAUGCUUUGUCAUGCACAACAGGUAAAUGCAUACUUUCGAUUUAAAAAAAAAAUGAACCUUGAUCCUCAUAAUCGUUUGACUGUUGUUGUAACUCUGAGCUUGUUUACUUGUGGAAUAAAACUGUUACUGUACGAAGAGAAAU
Messenger RNA from Acanthaster planci (crown-of-thorns starfish), 3852 nucleotides. It is a transcript of the gene cdt1, whose product is annotated as chromatin licensing and DNA replication factor 1. Gene Ontology annotation, biological process: mitotic cell cycle; DNA replication preinitiation complex assembly; DNA replication checkpoint signaling. Gene Ontology annotation, cellular component: nucleus. The record is from RefSeq and is a predicted model, not a curated record. NCBI's taxonomy places the organism in Eukaryota, Metazoa, Echinodermata, Asteroidea, Valvatida, Acanthasteridae. Gene Ontology annotation, molecular function: DNA polymerase binding; DNA binding.